AUAACCGCAUUUUAAUAACAAAUCGAGAAAUAGUGUUCCAUCUGUUUGCCCAGCAGGCAGAACCCAUUGUGUGUGUGGAGCAGAUGUCGCCAAGUCGAUUCCUUUGCCGAAAAUUCCUCGAAAUCAAUCUUUAAAUAUAACAUUUUUACUGUAAGGCGUUGGCGUUUCUUUCGGCAUUUGACUUGCGGAUCGAGAAGCGACCGGUUUUACUCUACAAGUAGUGGCUGCUACUAAAUAGAAAAAUAUGACUUAUCCACUGUGUGUGUGCCUCGCGUCGCGAGCUUGAAAGAUCUAUGCAGAUCCUAACUUUUAUAUAUUAGGGGGCGCUCUUCGGAUGCUUUAGUAUAGCUCGGUAACUCCAUCGCGCAUCAACAUGGCCUCAGCGAAAUUGCUACUUUUCACUGCCCUGGUGGCCCUUAUGGCCGCCCACAGCUCGGCGGGACUUCUGGACUACGUCUUCCCCACCAUUGUGUCGGAGUACUACAACCAGGCGCCGACCAAGGAGGGAUACCGCUUCGCAUCGGAGGAGCCCAAUGGCAGCAAGCGCGAGGAGAUGGGCGUGAUCAUGAACCCCGGCACUCCCGAGGAGCAACUGGUGGUCAUGGGUAUGUACUCCUCGUACGAUGAAAAGACUGACACCGAGACUGUGACCAUGUACACCGCCGACAAGGAUGGUUACAAGGCCCGCUACCAGAUCAAGAACCGGAAACUGAGCCCCGGAGCCCUGAAGUCCGCUGCUGGAUAAGUAGCUUGUAGAUAAGAGUUGUAAAUAAAUGAGUCAAAAAUAUAUGCUCUCUACUGCUGAAACUGCUUAAAA
Molecule: messenger RNA, 817 nt
Organism: Drosophila mauritiana
Lineage: Eukaryota; Metazoa; Arthropoda; Insecta; Diptera; Drosophilidae
Product: endocuticle structural glycoprotein SgAbd-9
Exons: 3
Coding region: 374-745 (123 amino acids)
Source: RefSeq, a predicted model, not a curated record